Molecule: messenger RNA, 1464 nt
Organism: Clonostachys byssicola
Lineage: Eukaryota; Fungi; Ascomycota; Sordariomycetes; Hypocreales; Bionectriaceae
Source: the annotation of a GenBank genome assembly
AUGGAGGAGUGCGGGGCCAACGGGUUUGAUUUCAUUGCCUACCAGCCCAAGGGGAAGCAACGGGAUGACGUUCGGUCCAGGAUUCGAAGCCAUGCAAUGAAGGCUACGAGCGCAAGUCGCCGAAAGCAAAACCAAGCUGACGUCAAACUCCCCACUGAAGUCCCAGCAAUAGACAUGCAUCACUGCCUCCAUCAUCCCGUCCCGACCUUCGCCCUAGAAGUCACCAAAAUUGGGGAGUACGGGCUGCAUCCUAUCGAUCUUUCUGCAUUGACCUCGAUUCAUCUGGGAAUUAGGUAUGGCUACUUACUCUGCAUACUGUUUAAUUCUUCAUCUUCGAUGGGAAACUUUGAAGCAAAACGGAGGCUAAUCUCGGAUGGUGUCAGAGCAUCGACCAUACUUCGAACAGAGUCAACUCUAUCAGGCCUAUUAAUCUGCCGACAACAGUCAUACUUUUCGUUCAUCCCAUCACGAGUUGGACAAACCGAGGCGCUUCAUAAUGCAUUUCAAUGUCUUCGCACAGUUGCGCAUUCGACCCUCGCUCCAUCUCGUAAGGCAAGUGAUGGUCUGAUCAUGAAAGAUUAUGGGAAAGCUCUGCGUAGCCUUCAAUGUGCCAUAGACGACGAAGUGAAUAGAUACACUGCAGAGACACUGUGUGCGAUUGGACUAUUAGCAAUCUUUGAGGUGUUGAAUCCCACCACAGGCCACAUGUGGAGUCGACACAUCUCUGGAGCUUCACAACUCAUACAAGCAAGAGGGCCAUAUGGAUUUACGUCCGAGUUCGACAGGUGUUUGAUAACCGCGCUGGUCUACCCAAUUUGUAUUGAAGCAUUAUUUACGUCUCAAGAGUGCUUCCUUGACAACCCUGAAUGGACUGGGGUUCUUGAAAGUGCUGUCAUCGCACAAGAUACGUUCUCCGAUAGGUCUCGCCUCGGCGUGACCCUCAUGACCUUCAUGACUAGGAUCCCGAAUCUUGCGCUGAUGACGUUUCAAUUGUUAUCAGCGGAUACGUGCCUCGAGACUGCUGAACUCCAAGCUGGGGUAGCGAAAUUGCGGUCCCUCCGAUCCGCCAUCAUUGCUUGGCGCCGUAGCUUCAACACAGCGCUUAUGAACGCCGUGGACGUCUGUCACACGGCAAAGGAUGAGACCGGCAAGCGCUAUGAACUGCUUGCAAUAUGUAUUGUUCUCCAUAUCCUCACUACUCGCAUGUUACUCUGCAUCUCACCCAACGAGCGAGAAUUCCUCGAGGAGGAAGUACAAAACCAGGCCGCGGAAUUAAAGGAGAUCCAGGUUUCUGUAGCAGGGAAGCAUGGCCGCGCGGCAUUUUUAAUCUCACAAAAGGCCAUGACGGCAGAUGCGGCCAUCGCCACACACUCUGACUUCCAGGAGUCCGUAGGUACUUGGAGUCUGAUGGAACCUUGGAAAUUGGCCAGGUUUUUGGAACUAGCUAAGAAGAAGGAAGUAUGA